Molecule: messenger RNA, 835 nt
Organism: Nicotiana attenuata
Lineage: Eukaryota; Viridiplantae; Streptophyta; Magnoliopsida; Solanales; Solanaceae
Product: 3,7-dimethylxanthine N-methyltransferase-like
Exons: 3
Coding region: 52-786 (244 amino acids)
Biological process (GO): methylation
Molecular function (GO): S-adenosylmethionine-dependent methyltransferase activity
Source: RefSeq, a predicted model, not a curated record
UUCUAGUUCCUAGAACCCAACAAAUUAGAUCAUUUGGCAGGGUUAAGAGAAAUGGAAAUUGAGCAAGUUCUUCACAUGAAUGGAGGGGAGGAUCAAACUAGCUAUUUCAACAACUCCUUACUUCAAAAGUUGGUUAUACUUAAGGUGAGAGCCAUUCUUGAAGAAAGCAUACAAAGAAUUUGUCAUUUAGGGUUUCCAGAAUGUAUAACUCUAGCUGAGUUGGGAUGUUCUUCAGGGCCAAAUGCAAUAUUACCAAUAGCUGAAAUGGUAGAAAUUUUGGACAAAUUAAGCCAAGAACUGAAUAUUCAAAAGCCACUUAAUAUUCAAGUCUUUUUGAAUGAUCUUGUUGGGAACGAUUUUAACACUGUGUUUAAGCUUCUGCCUAGUUUUUAUAAACAGAUCCAAAGAAAGAGAGGAGUAGCUUCAUGUUUCAUUGGAGCUAUGCCUGGUUCAUUUUAUGGCAGGCUUUUUCCCCAACAUUCUGUUCAUUUGGUGCAUUCUUCUUAUAGUCUACAUUGGCUAUCUCAGGUUCCGAAAGGGUUGGUCACUGAAUCUGGUUUGCCAUUGAACAAAGGCAACAUUUACAUAGCAAAAACCAGUCCUCCAAGUGUUCAUGAAGCUUACUUGACUCAAUUUCAAAAGGAUUUUACUAAUUUUCUUAGUAUGCGCUCUGAAGAGAUUGUAUAUUGUGGGAGUUUAGUUCUUACUUUCAUCUGUAAAAAUGAUGAAGAUGAUGCUUGUGAUUUCUUUCUAUUUCUUCCUAAAUUAUCUUUUGAUUCCAUUUAGAUACUUUUUUACUUCCGGUCUAUAUUAUCUGUCGUUUAAGGUUUUUGUA